GGCCAAGACAACAGCGACUGUGUUCAGUCUGAGCUUUCACUGAGCAGAGUGUGCAACGAACAGGUAGACAGCAGGUGGAGCUCACGUUCAACAUACGUAGGACAGGCGUGGUCACGUGACACUAUAGACCAAUCAUAUGUAAAGCAUAUAGACACAAGAUGAACCGCUGUGGUCUGUUGACUUUGAAGAAGGAACCAGUCCCUCUGAAGAGCAUUGAGGUGGAGCUGGAGGUGAGGGACCAUGUGGCUACAGUGGUCUCCACUUUGAACUACCAGAACAAAGAGGACAAACCCAUCGAGGCGGUUUUUGUCUUCCCUCUGCCUGGAGAUGCCGCUGUCUGUCAUUUCAGUGCCAAGAUGGGACAGAAGGAGAUUGUGGCUGAGGUGAAGGAGAAACAGGAGGCUCGUGAGGAGUAUGAUGAUGCUUUGAGCUCCGGUCAGCAGGCUUUCCUGCUGGAGGAGAGUGAUCAGAGUCCAGAUGUUUUCUCAAUGAGGGUGGGCUGUCUGCCUCCAGGAGAGAGCGCCUCCAUCAGGCUGGAGUACGUCACUGAGCUGGCAGUGCAGGCUGAUGAGGGGCUGAGGUUUUGUCUGCCUGCUGUGCUCAACCCUCGAUACACACCUCAGGGUAGUGAAGCUCCAGCCGUCCAGGUGAACUCUGUUCCAGCCUCUCUGGUUCCUUACAGUCUGUCUUUUUCUGCUCGAGUGUCCUCUCCUCGUCCCAUCUCUAAAGUGGAGUCCAGCUGUUCCCUGAAUCCUCUCCAGUUCCUGAACACAGACCAAACCCAGGCCACGGUGAAGCUGGGUGCAGGACACAAGUUUGACAGAGAUGUUGAAGUGCUGAUAUAUUACAAAGAUGCCCACCAGCCCACUGCUGUGGUGGAAGCAGGACAGGCCUCUGCAAAACCUGGCACUCUGAUGGGUGAUCCAGUGGUGAUGGUGAGCCUGUUCCCUGAGUUUCCUCAGUCUGUCAUGUCUUCAGUGGCUUCCUGUGGAGAGUUUGUGUUACUCGUGGAUCGAUCUGGAAGUAUGGAGGACCCAAUGAACAACAAAGACAGAAAUCAGACUCGCAUAAGCAGUGCAAGGGAAACGCUGCUGCUGCUGUUGAAGAGUCUACCAAUGGGCUGCUAUUUCAACAUCUACAGUUUUGGAUCCAGCUAUGAGCACAUCUUCCCUAAAAGUGUGGAGUACAGUCAGCAGACCAUGGAGGAGGCCCUGAAGAUAGUUGGGACGAUGGAGGCAGAUCUGGGAGGAACAGAAAUUUUGGAGCCUCUCAAGCAUAUUUAUGAGCAGCCCUGCAUUCCCAGUCAGCCCAGACAACUGUUUGUCUUCACUGAUGGAGAGGUGGGAAACACCAAAGAAGUCAUUGAUCUGGUUAAGAAGAAUUCAGGCUCUCACAGGUGUUUCUCCUUCGGGAUCGGGGAAGGAGCCAGCUCUGCUCUCAUCAAUGGGUUGGCCAAAGAGGGAGGGGGUCACGCUCAGUUCAUCACAGGAAGUGACAGGAUGCAGCCAAAGGUGAUGCAGUCGCUGCGGUUCGCUCUGCAGCCAGCUGUGGUGGACAUUUCCAUCACAUGGGAUUUACCAAAGGACGUGUCUGUCACUGUCCUCUCUCCACCAAUCACAGCACUUUUCCAGGGUCAGCGGUCGCUGGUUUACGGCCAACUCAGUGGACAGAGCUCCGAGGCUGCAGAGGGCUGUGUGACGGUGAAGUACAGCCUGGCAGGUCAUCCCACUCAGAACCAGCUGCACUUCAGCCUGAAACCUGAAGAAGAUACUGGGUUAACAGUCCACAGGCUGGGAGCUCGGACUCUGAUUCGCUCUCUGGAGAUGGAGGGAAGAGAGAGCAGAGGGGAGCAGCACACAGGAGUGAAGGAGAAGGUGGUGGCUCUCAGCAUCCAAUCAGGAGUGAGCAGUUGUUUCACUGCCUUCAUUGCUGUCAACAAAGGUGAUGGCGAGGUGAUCCAAGGACCUUUGGUGCGUCGAAAUGUUCCAGCACCCAGAAUGAUGAUGAGAAAGGCCUGUUUCUCUGCACCAUCGAUGAACGCCAGCAUUGCAUGUUCUAAUUCCAUACCCAAGUAUGCGCCAAUGAUGGGUUGCUUUUCUGCAGAACGUAGAAUGUCGCAAGACGGCCUGGUCUGUCCUGGUCCCAGACCCCGGGCUGUGCCAAAGAGCUUUGGUGGUUCUGCAAGAAGUUUGAGGAAGUCUUGUGCUGAGAAAUCUAGUCUGAAAAAAAAAUCACCUGGUGCUGCAGACUCGACUCAACCUGAAGUGAAGCCGCCGCCCUGCGACCCUCUGCUGCAGCUGGUCUCCCUCCAGAAAGCUUCAGGUUUCUGGAUGCUGGAUUCAGCUCUGGCUGCUGCACUGGGAAAGACGAGCGAAGAGGUGAAAAAGUCCAAACCUGAACUGGUGAGCAGUGAAGUGUGGGCCACCAUUUUGGCUCUAAUCUGGCUUCAGGAGUUUCAGACCGAUGCAAAGGACGAGUGGCAGAUUCUGGCUGGAAAGGCUGUGUUGUGGCUUCAAGCUCAGAACGCUCCAAACGUGACAGAAUGUGUGGAUGCUGGAAAUGCUCUUCUGGGUUGCAGAGUGCAGAAAGAUGCUCUGGGACUCUGAGGCUUCAUUACAGUCUUCACUUCUUCAUUGAUGACAGAAUCACUUCUUAAAUAUUCUUUUCUGUUUAUAGCUCUGUUUCUGUGGGAAGUUUUUUUAAGAGGAAAAUUGCAAUUUCUUGUUGUUCUGUGUCUAUUAUCAAAAAUCAUCAAAUUUAACAUUAAGAAGCCAUUAAAAUGACAGUGUUUGACAGUGUUGAAAGAUAAAUACAGGUUUUGUAAACAAAGUGUAAUUGUGUUAGUUGAAAUAAAGUGCAAUAGUAACAUGAUGUGCACUAGUUGGCCUUUAUAAAGGCUCUUGACUUUAGAAACAAACACUGAUUAGUCAAAACUUGCUCUUUCUAGCAUCAACAAUUUUUAUUCAGUCUGAAAUCUCAUUUUUGCCUGUAAUCAAAUGAAAGUUGAAUAUUUAAAUAGAUUUUGUGUAGUUGACUUCAUGUAUUUUCUCUGGGCUGCAGAAAAAGCUUUUUUAGUCCAUUUCUACAUGUAAACUGCCUUCAUGACCACAGUGCCACAAGCUGAGGAGCUCUUUGUUUUAUCUGGGAUGUUUUAACUAAGAAAGUUUAUCACACAAGUCACACUGGUUUUUGAACUAAAAUGAGGUUUCUACAAGUAAAUGACCAAAAACUAAAAGUCAUCAAUGAAGGCAGAAACAAUUGAAUUUAUUUAUAUAGCACCAAAUACAACACGUUUAUUUUAAAGCUCAUUUCCUGGGUUGGAUGAAGCAGAAGUGACUGUGAAAAGGAAGAACUCCCUUUAAAAGGCAGAAACCUUUCUUCCUGCUGUUCUGGUUGUUCUGAGGUGACAAACAGGAAAAGAGGAAGGACAGACAGGUUGUGGGGAGGGAUCCAAAUGAUAGUUGAAAGCAACACAGCCUUUCUACAGACACAUGAAUGUUUUCCCUUUGACGGAAACAUAGAGAAGGUUUAAAGUUCAAAACUCUGAGAAUCUGGGAUUCAGUGACUGUGGUUAGAGGGUGCUGGAAGAGCUGAUAUGUUAAUUUGUUCUUUUUUGGCCCUGAAUUUUGCCCGACCUCUGACUAUGUGUGCAUAUUAUUUGUCCUACCCCAGUUUUUUUUUUUUUUUUUUUUUGUUCUCUUUAUAUCUGUGCCUUUUUCUCAAGUUUUCUUCAAUAAAUACUGUAAAAUAUGAUUGAAUAAAAAUAACGUUAAAACUUGGAAUGUGCGAGUACCGAUACCAGGUGUCUGUAUCGGACCGACACUGGCCUUAUUUCAAAGUGUCGAGUACUCGA
This is a messenger RNA of Salarias fasciatus (jewelled blenny), 3853 nucleotides long. RefSeq names its product von Willebrand factor A domain-containing protein 5A-like. The record is from RefSeq and is a predicted model, not a curated record. The transcript has 21 exons. NCBI's taxonomy places the organism in Eukaryota, Metazoa, Chordata, Actinopteri, Blenniiformes, Blenniidae. Bases 159 to 2606 code for a protein of 815 amino acids.